This is a messenger RNA of Haliotis rufescens (red abalone), 1718 nucleotides long. RefSeq names its product ganglioside GM2 activator-like. The record is from RefSeq and is a predicted model, not a curated record. The transcript has 5 exons. Gene Ontology annotation, molecular function: enzyme activator activity; lipid carrier activity. NCBI's taxonomy places the organism in Eukaryota, Metazoa, Mollusca, Gastropoda, Lepetellida, Haliotidae. Gene Ontology annotation, biological process: ganglioside catabolic process; lipid transport. Gene Ontology annotation, cellular component: cytoplasmic side of plasma membrane. Bases 135 to 806 code for a protein of 223 amino acids.
GGCGAAAAGGUUACCUCGAGGCUCCGCCUCUCUGACCAACCCAAACCGUGAUGUAACUAGACCAAUGUCUCGUCUACGUGUAUGGAAGAAGAAUCUCGCUGGAGUUCUACACUGCGAUACACCAGAGUGUUUGAAUGUACGCAAACAUGGCGGCUGCUGGUAUCCUUGCUCUGCUGUGUCUUACUGCGGGAGCUAGUAGUUUUCGAGUAUUAAACUUUAAGUCUUACGAUCGGAAUGCAAAGGAUUCCUUCGACAUCAUGAAUAUUUUGAUGCGGCGUCGAACACCCGAGAGGUAUAUGCCACAGUCUUAUUUCCAGAAAUAUGGCAUCAGUCUCAGUUCAAGACUGACCUCUUUCUCCUACAAAAACUGUGGAGACCCUUCAACAGAAACAGCGAGGCUACUUGAACUGCAGCUAUCUCCUGACCCCAUUCAACUUCCUGGUGUGAUACAAGUCGCUUUCAAAGUUGUAAAUCUGCAAAGAGCCGUGUCACCCAUACAGACUGAGGUAACCCUGUGGAAGAAGGUAAUUGGCAUGUGGAUCCGCGUGCCAUGUUGGCACAACGUGGGGUCGUGUAGCUAUGGAGACUUCUGUGGGUUUCUUGACCAAACCCCUUGUCCAAAAGCUUUCCAUGAUAACAACAUACCCUGCAAGUGUCCCUUCCCAAUGGGAAACUACACUCUUCCAACUACUGAGUUUGACGUCAACAUACCAAAUGUCCCAAGUGGAGAUUUCUGCAUUAAGGUUAACUUGAAGAUCGAUUCGUCGACUCUAACUUGCUACGAAGUGUACUUUUCAAUAGCCUGAUUCCAGAAUUGCAACACGCAUCUUUCAGCCAACAAUAACCUCUCUAAGCUUCUCCUUGUGCACUAAAAGAAAUAGAAUUGUUUGAACAUUUCUGAUUAACCUGUUUUGCAAAAUAAAUAAAUGUUGCUUUAAAUUUGGUAGAUUAAAAAAGCAACUGAGAUUGUCAGUGGCUGUAUCCUCGAAAGGGGUUAAAGCACUGUAAAAUUAUUGACCCCAGAGAGGGUAAGUAAAUUCUACAUCAUUCGAACUAUAUGCAGGCCAACCACGAUUUCAAUCGUAGUAUAUUUGUUAGUUUUAAUUGAUGGCUAAACGUGCAUACACUCGCCAGCGGCUGAAGGUAUGAUGUAAAUCCUACUGGUGUCCAUGUAGGUAGCAAAGGUACUAAAAGUCCCCAUGGUCCCCAGUAUGGUGAUCUACCUUCAGUUGCUGGCGAUCUUAAGCCCGUUUUGACAAUGUAUUGUUCUGUUUAGUAAUAGCUUCUUAUGGGCACAUACUAGUUUUAAAAAUAGAUAUAUGUGAUAAGUCUAGUAAUUUUACCGUCCUUUGCUGACAGGUUUUUAUAUAGUCUAAAUUAAUGUUAUCUUGCUUUAGUCACGAUAUGCCUGAAAUAUUGCCGAUUUGACAAUAAAUAUUGACUCACUAACUCACACUUGUGCACUUCUGAUGGUUUCUCUUGUUAUGUCAUAUGAAAGGUGUAGUAGGCAGAAUUAAGUACUAAUUUCACAGUUUCAAUAGUUUUAAAAGUAUAUUUCUCGCGUUAAUAUCUAUUUUUUCAAUCUGUCUUGGCUAACGUGCUUCUGUCAUGAUAUAGUUCUUGGAAUACCGAUACGAACAUAAAGUCCUUCCGCGUACAAUCAAUCCCGCUUCAUCGCUUGUUCCAAAUGUCACUCAAUAAAAUAUGAAAAACAGAAA